Messenger RNA from Tachysurus fulvidraco (yellow catfish), 5314 nucleotides. It is a transcript of the gene tmem64, whose product is annotated as transmembrane protein 64. The transcript has 3 exons. The coding region runs from base 583 to 1590 and encodes 335 amino acids. The record is from RefSeq and is a predicted model, not a curated record. Lineage: Eukaryota; Metazoa; Chordata; Actinopteri; Siluriformes; Bagridae.
CUGGGAAAUAAACAGUGGUACAUUAACAGCAGUAUCAACAGCGUUUCAAUGCGCCUUGUGUGCGACGGUGAGGUUCAGUGUUUGUUUAAGCACUUCUACCUCCUGUGUGUUUCUGUAGGAGUUUCUACCCUGACAGCUAACAGUUCAGGCGGAAUGAUGGACCACAGCAGCAGGACUUUGUACCCGAGCGCCGCAGCGCAACGGGGGGGGGUUUGGUGAAAGUUGGACAUUUGCUCUGAUUAAUUUUUUUUUUAUUAUUCCGCAGCGUGAUGGAUUAAACCCAGGGUUCUGGUUCCAGAACACAUCGGAUCGGAGUUUGCAUUGAUGGUUUAUAUGUAAACAUGGUGGACGUGGUGGAGACAGAAGGAGCUGCGGCGCGUCACGUCACGUUAUGGCGUUUAUUACUGAGUCCUUGUGAAGUGGGAAUGAACCCAAACCCGUGGAUGUGCAGAUCCUGAGCAGGUCGUGCUGAGGUUCCAGGCUGCGUUGAUUUAUUAUUAUUAUUAUUAUUAUUAUUAUUAUUAUCAUCGUUAUCAUUUGUUGAAGCCACUGUAAACCUUCACUUUUCUCAACACCGCGAUUAUGUGGAGUCUUCUGCUCAAAUCGGUGAAGCACGCGGCGGGGAAAGGACACGUCCAGCUGAACCGGUGGAUGCAGCGGCCGCCGGAUUCGGUGGACUGCGAGAAAAUGGACCUGCUGAUCUGCAGCGCGUUUGAAGAGCGAGGCGCUGCGUGCAGGGUGGAUAUGGAGGCGUUGGGCACCGGAGAGCCUUCAGACUUGAGGAAUCCGUGCUGCAUUGCGACCUGUUGCUUCAAGAGCGCGCUGGUGGCGUGCGUCCUGACCGCCGCGUGUUUCUUCUCGGUCACGCUUGUGCGCCGGUACCUUAAAGACGCACUGCUCUGGGUGGAGAGCUUGGAUGGCCUCAUGGGCGCAAUGCUGUUCAUCGUGUGUCUCAUUACAGUGUCGUUCCCCUGCGGAUGGGGAUACAUGGUCCUCAACGUGGCAGCAGGUUACCUGUACGGAUUCGUGCCCGGGGUGGGCCUGGUGAUGGUGGGAGUGCUGAUCGGUACCUCGCUUGCGCAUGUGGCGUGCAGGCGGCUGCUGUCCGGCUGGGUGCUGAACCGCGUCGGGAACAACGAGCAGCUCAGUGCUGUUAUCCGUGUAGUCGAAGGAGGCAGCGGACUCAAGGUGGUGGCUCUGGCCAGACUGACCCCCAUCCCAUUCGGCCUCCAGAAUGCUGUGUUUUCGAUCACAGACGUAUCCUUGCCAGACUACCUAGUGGCUUCAUCAGUGGGUCUUCUGCCCACCCAGCUCCUCAACUCCUACCUGGGCACCACGCUGCGCACCAUAGAGGACGUCAUAGCCGAGCAGAGCGUCAGCGGAUACUUUGUGUUCAGUCUGCAAAUCUUUAUCAGCAUAGGGCUGAUGUUUUACGUCGUGCACCGAGCGCAGUUGGAGCUGAACGCCGCUAUCGCAGCCUGCCAAAUGGAGAUGAAAACAUCACAUAUGAACGGCAGCGUGUCGAACCAUGGCGGCUCCACCUACUGCAGCAAGCGGACCGCGGCGUGCGGAGGGAUUAACAUCGUCUGACGCUUCACAGUGACAUUUAUCCUGGUUCGACGUAUAAUACCACAGCCUUUUUUUUGUGCCGUGGUCCUGACAGAAAACGAUCAGGCUAAAGAUGAUGAAGACGGCAUCCGAGGCCAGAGAAACGUCCGUUCGGGUUCAGUGCUGGUGUGUGAUCCGGGAAGACGUUGGAAAUUCUCUCCGACGUGUGAAAGGAAGCCAGUAUUUUGUACUGCAGGACAAAGUUUGAAUAGAGCCUAAUAGUUUCUUUUGGGACUUUUGUUUUGAAAUGAUUAUUUUUUUAUAGAGUACGGAUUUAAAUUAGAAUUUUUAUAUAUCUAGAGCAGGUGUCGAGCAUGUGAUUUAGAGCGAACACUACAGUAUUGUGCAGUAAAGAGACAGCUGCUGGUGUAAAUGCUAUAUAUUGUCAUAUGCUUUUAGAAAUGUUAUACAUUUGCUUUUGGUGCUUUUCAGAAUCAUGAUGUUUAUUGUUAUUAUUAUUACCGAAGACAUACCACCUGGCUAGGAAACGGUUGCUUUACGCCAACCCCGGGAUUACAUUCGCGCUUCUUCACUUCUGCUAGCAACAGAUGGAAAGGAAGGCAAAUUUCCCAGCAGGGUAUCGGUGUCUUGCCAAGAUCCAUCAAGUGCAGAAUGAUGAAACCGAGCAGCGGGAUUUUAUCUGCGUUCAGUCUCUCGUAAGGCCACUUGGACAGGCUGGUGAGCAUUUAUUUUCUUUCUGUUUGGUUUUGUGUUUUUUUUUUUGUUUUUUUUUAUCCUAUUUAACCAAAUGUGUUACUAUAGGGCUGCUGUAAACCUUUUUUGUGUGCAUUUAUUAUUAUUAUUUUUUUUUUAUCAACUUUGCCUUUUAAUUUGGAGCCAAUUUCCAUAACAUUUAUUUAUUGUGUGCAAUACCUGUCUUAAGCUGUCACUGUUAAUAUUUCAGGUAAAUUAUAAACAUCAUAAAACAAAGAGAAGCAAUUCCCCAUAAUCAAAUAUUUUCCUUAUUUAAGUUUGAGGGAUAAUUAAUAAUAUUAUUACAAUUAAUGUAGUAUUAAUGAAUAUUUUAAGAUUAUAUAAUUAUUGCCUGGGGAUAAAUAUUAUAAAUGCAGGAAUUAUUUUUUGGUGAGGUCGAGCAGCACUUUAAAACUAACACUAAUUUCACACUCACAAGUGAUGAAGCAGGUGUCCAUUCAAUCUCUACGUAUAUCCACAAUAAGAAGCAUUUACGACCUCUUAUUAAUGUAUCCGGAGACAUAAUGAAGAAAUCCAACAAGAUUGGAAAGAAGGAUUAGAGAUCAGUUAGAUCAUUAAACUUCUAGUACGCAAUGACGCAGUACCCCAACUUACAUAAUACACUUGAACAAAAGUGUACGAAGUGUAUAUCUUGUGUAAUGAGAUGUCGGUUAUACAUCUUUAAAAAAUAUAUCAAAUAGCUUCACACUAACAAGAGAGAAACUGCAAGCGAUACAAGUGAUGAGUCAUUUGCUAGUGUGAACAUGAGGUUAAUUAUUUAAUUUUGUGAAACAUCUGCAUAAAUCUUCCACAGUAUCCAAACUUCUUUCCAAGACCACCAAGAAGGACUGGCUAACCUUAUCAAAACUGAUGCGUAGAUGUUUUUAGACACAAACGCCUCCAGAAUGUUCCCUGACUUCAUCUGAGCUGUUUAAACUAGCCCUCGGUUUUGUCUUAAUGAGCUUAGCGCUCUGAGCACGGUGUUCCUCCUACCCCAGAGAUCUCAUGGGUCAAUUAGUCCUCGCGGUCAUAAUUCCCACAACAUGAACAAACCAGGAGGCUGUUAUUUUCCUGAGGAUAUCAAGUUUAAAAUUAGGGAACAGUCUCACUGUUCAGGGAAAAGAAACAGCUCUGGUUUGACUUUGUUUUUUUUUUUUGUUUUGUUUUUUUUGCAGUCUUUAAAUGUCACAUUCCUAACAUCAACACUAUUGCGUGCAGUUCCUUUAGUUGGAAUGAAGUCAAUGCUUUUAUUUUGUUGUGUUUUCUGAAGACUUUAAAAGCCAUAUGAUCAGCAGCAAGCCACUACUAACAAUGUACAAAUAAUAGUUAUAAUAAAUGACAAAAACAUGAGUAUGGCUUACUUUUAAAUAUGUUUAUGCAAAAAGAGAUGAAUAGGUUUCAUUUCCGUUCUAAAAUCCUCACAGUCUGGUUCUCCAAAACCAUGUAUGCUAAUAACAUAUUCCAUGCUGGUUACUUAUUAAAGUGCAUAACGAAUAAGUGAAAUCCACGGGUAUAUGAUAAUUUUCCUUAUAUAUAUCAACGUUUUAAUGUAGCACAUUGGCGAACAUUUUGGUUCUUUCUUCUCCCCACAAGUAAACAUACUGUCUGCUUAGCCUUUUAGCUAUUUGGCAGACACUCUGCAUAAGGGCGUCUUCCAAAUGCUUUAAAUGUUAGCGUCUUUGUUUUUCUCCGCACGUAUUUAUAUAGCAGCCUUCAACUGGAUUUAACUGUUUCCUUGUACAUGGUCUGACAAAAUUAUUUUACUGACAACCAGAUCUUUCUCAUCAGGUGAAAUUCGUAACAAUUAGCUCAAUUUACAUACCGAGGUGUCGCUUAACAAAAAGCUGUAUAUUUACAAUAAUGCUCAUUAAUUGAAAAAAUUAGGAAAUAUGUUUUUCUUCCGGUUGUUGAACCUACUCGUUCUCCCUGCAACUACAAUUUAAAAUUAAUAUCCCAGAUGCAAAACCUGCUCAUCCCUGGUACCCAGGCUACUGAUUUGUUCACACAUGACAUGCUUUCAGCUAUUAUCUGAUAUAAUCACUGUCCAGUGUGAUCAACGGACUGUUUGGUUUUCGUAUACUGUAUAUCUGGAAUCAUCUUUACUUCUAACCUAACGAUCGACAGGUUUGCGAACGGUUGGUCAUUUUGAAAUCCAUCCAUCCUCUUUUUUUUUUUUUUUUUUUUUUUUUUUUUUUUUCUUUAAAAAAACAUCCAAAUUCCCAUUUGUUGCUGCUGCUUAGACUCCCAUGCUGAUAAGGGCUCAAAAAUUCCAUGUCAAGUUCUACACUUAUCUUUACAGUCUCAUAAAUAUAAAUGGCUAAGAUAAAUAGACCUACCAACUUUUAUAACAGUUUGUUACGUCGGUUUUCACACUCGCAUGUUGUAUGAAAUGGCACACGGAAAACAUUCCUCGACGAGAUUUCUGUCCGGAUAAGUUUUGAAGUAGGAAUGUUCCCUUCAUUUGAUAAACUUAGCAAUAACUGGAAGCAGAAACAUCUUUGAUUUAGGUAGAGAAAUGCAACAUUCCUGGUCUUGUGUUAUGAUGUCAGCCUGCCUUGUACCUCUUGCUGCCUAUGACAGGACAUGAGACUAGCCUCUGGCAUGAUCAUACUCCACAUACAUGAAAAAACAGAUGUUGAAUGCAAAAAAAAAAAGCAAGUAUAAAAAAUACUGAAUGGGCAAAUGGGAUUUACUCACAGUUUGUUUAACCGAUAUUUCUGACGUAAUUAUGCAACAGACGAAAUCUGACAUGGGGAUGAAAUAUGGUUCUUGGUGAGUCUUUAUCUGAGAUUGCACCUACGGUUACAGCACACCAGAAACCCAGUGCACAUGUGAUCUCAGAUAAGUACAAAUCAGGGACCGUUAUGAAACCUCUGCCCCCAUGAAUCAAGUGCAUUUAUCAAUUUCACUGUAUUUUGUAAAACAGAGUCUUACAGUGUGUAAACAGAUAUUUAUCGCUGUAUCACACUUGGUCUGUGUUUAUUUAAGAAAUAAAAAUGUCUGAUAUAAAUCA